UCCAGCGUUCGCAAUGGCGGGCGUUUACCGACGGUGGAGCGAAGUGCGCAUUUGUUCUCCGAUUGGCAUUUGAAUUUUAACAGGACAUGACAAACACAACGAACGGAUUGCCGAGCUCACAGGAAUCGGCGUUGUACGACGAAGAGACGUUCUGCGAAAUACAGUCGGAAUUAAAUAGCAAGGGCUACAGCUUAUCUUUUUUAUUGGAGGAUAAGGAAUUAUUUGACAUGUCAGGACAGAAACGAGGCAUAUCUGAUGUUUCUGACGUUGAGCAAUUAACAUUUACAAAGGAGUGGAAGAGGGUAAAGAAAGAAGAAGCUGAGGAAAUGUAUACUCCAUUACCAGAAAUUACUCAGCAAUUGGACGAUUGCUUUGCUGGUCAGUUCAAAUUCAGUUAUAUCUUUGCUGAUGAUGGUACCGGUCAAGAUUGGACUUACUCCCAAACACUGGACAAGCUCUUCAUCAAAAUGGAAAAAGUCUUGCCCUUGAAAUUUGUAUGGGACCCGCCGAUAGAAGGAUUACACUUGCGCACCGCAAUGGCUUUUAAAUUGGAGCAGUAUAAAAACGAUCCUGUUAGAAGAUGCUAUAAUCAUAUGGCAUCGACUGACAUCACUAAUCAAAAUAUGGACGCGCAGAAAAUAAAACACGUGGUUCAUUGCGUUAAUCAUUCCUCAUCUAUUUAUGUGGAGAAAAACGAAAAGCUCUCAAUUUUAACCCCGCUUCGCAUGCCAGAGCCUGGUUCCUCUUACAUGCCGAUGUGCUACAAAUUCCUAUGUAAGAACAGUUGUCCAUCCGGCAUUAACAGAAGACCAACUGAACUAGUGUUCACACUGGAGGAUCUGAAUGCAGGCACAAUUUUGGGUCGCCGUAAAUUACUAGUUAGAAUAUGCAGUUGUCCCAAGCGAGACAGACAGAAAGAAGAAGGUGAAUCAACGCCUAACAAUUCUGGUAACAAUCUUACAGCCAAGAAAAAGCCAAUUAAACAUUCCGCACAUUCGGGUAAAAAGAUGCCGCCAUUACACGAUCAGCAUGUCUAUAAAGUAAAUUUGAAUAUCGUAGGUAAAGAAAACUAUUUGGCUAUACUUAAAUAUGCUUAUGAUAUUACGGCCGGUCAAGCAAUGAAAACUGGCCAAUUUGAAUUUCUGAAACCGUAUAUGGAUGAUAUACUCCAUAAUAUGCCUUAACGCAUAAGCGUUAUGUACGUGUUAUUUCAUUUUAUUUCACUUGUUACGUCCAUGAAAAUUUACCUCGAAAAUCUGUCAAAGAAAAAAGUUUCUGUUCUUCUUCUAAUAGUAACAUAGUUUCUCUUAUGUCAGUUUUUUAACAACUUGUUUAACGCGUUUCAUGCCUAGUUUUACGUGAUUCAGGCCACCGAUAGACCCACGUUGUUCUAUUACGAGCCAAAUUUUAUGUACCAAGUAAUAUGUGUCAUAUAAUAAUGGUUACCAAAGCAUUUCACGAUUGUUUCACCUUAGAAAUAAAAUAUAAAACUACCCGAACGAUAAUUUCAGCUUGGGCUACCGGUGGCUCACGCAAUGUAGAACAUAUUAAUCCUCGAAUAACAAAGUUCACGCAGGUACAUGUGUGACAAGGUGGGUCGAAUUCGACCAAUAGACGCAUUUUCAUUUUUUCAACUAAUUCUUCAGAGUAGGCCUCUUUUAUUCUCACUAUAAGUUAAAAAAAUAUUUAAAAUUGAAUAAAAUAAAUCGCAGAAUAUAUAUAUAAAAUUUGCCUGAAACAUAACGCUUCACAAGCGCGUGCGCGGAAACAUUAAAAUAUGGGUCCAAUUUUGUUAUUCGAAGGUUAAGUUGCCGACUCGACUUGUAAGUUUUAACCAUUUCCCCUUUUUACGUUAGCUUAAAGAUCUCUUAUGUUUUAGAAACGUUAUAAUUAAUGUUUUUUUUUUUUAACAUGAUGCAUGUAUUUUUUAUACUAUGUGAAUUGAUGUUCAUGCACGAGAGAAGAUAUUGAGUAAGAGGGCAAAGUUAAAAAUUGUGCACUGAGUUUUGUCGUGCGACCGGCUUGAUUUUAGUCAACUCAUAUCGACUUUGUCAUAUUACUUGAUAACUUCUCGGCAGAACGAAGCAUUCAUUAAGUAAUCGUAGUGUAAAACCAUUUCUUUUUUAUUUUCAUAGCGAUCUUAAUGAUUAAUGUGAUACUAUAGAAUUUAUUUGCAUCAUUUGUUAAUCUAUAGUAUUAUAUCAACAAGAAAUAAAUGAUUUUUCACGUUA
Molecule: messenger RNA, 2231 nt
Organism: Dinoponera quadriceps
Lineage: Eukaryota; Metazoa; Arthropoda; Insecta; Hymenoptera; Formicidae
Gene: p53
Product: cellular tumor antigen p53
Exons: 3
Coding region: 87-1184 (365 amino acids)
Biological process (GO): regulation of transcription by RNA polymerase II; apoptotic process
Cellular component (GO): nucleus
Molecular function (GO): DNA-binding transcription factor activity, RNA polymerase II-specific; RNA polymerase II cis-regulatory region sequence-specific DNA binding
Source: RefSeq, a predicted model, not a curated record